Messenger RNA from Aedes aegypti (yellow fever mosquito), 3314 nucleotides. RefSeq names its product methionine--tRNA ligase, cytoplasmic (gene MetRS). The coding region runs from base 157 to 3057 and encodes 966 amino acids. The record is from RefSeq and is a predicted model, not a curated record. Gene Ontology annotation, molecular function: ATP binding; methionine-tRNA ligase activity. The transcript is spliced from 2 exons. Gene Ontology annotation, biological process: methionyl-tRNA aminoacylation. Gene Ontology annotation, cellular component: aminoacyl-tRNA synthetase multienzyme complex; cytosol. NCBI's taxonomy places the organism in Eukaryota, Metazoa, Arthropoda, Insecta, Diptera, Culicidae.
ACUCGCGAAAAACUCCACGCGAGCUCGCAAAACCAUCAGCGGCUUUCCCCAUUCAGCGAAGAAAACACGCGACAAAAGUUCCCCGCGAUUCGAAUUGUUGGAAAAAGUCGGCAGAUUUCAUCAUUCUAGUUCUAGUUCUGGAUAGUGCGGAGAAACAUGAUCAUCUACACGAACGCCGGAAAUCCGUUCGGAUUGAAGUUGCUGGUUUGUGCCAAAAUCGCCAAGAAGGAAGUGCAGGUCAAAACUAUUUCUUUAAAUGAUGCCGAGUUGAAGGAGAUGAAACAUCUGCCGAUCCUGCAGCUGGAAAGCGGCGUGCAGCUCUUUUCCACGGAUGUGGCGGUCAAAUAUCUGCUGCAGGGAGAGACGCCCGUAAUUCAGCGCGAUGAAUGGCUGGAGUGGUCCACGACUCGGUUGGCCCCGGCUCUGACCCACAACAUGGCCGUGGGAAACCGACAGGAUCCGAACGCGAAACCGAUCCUGAACUCGCUGGUGAAGUUUUUGGACGAUUGCCUGAGUAAGAAUACGUUUUUGACGGGGGAGAAGCUGACCUCGGCGGACAUUGCCGUCUGGAGUCUGCUGGCCCCGGAUGGCACUCUGAAGGGGGCGCAGAAUAUCGAUAAUCUGUUGAGAUGGUACAGGGCGAUCAACGCCAUGCCGGAAGUGAAGGCCGCUCUGGAGCAGCUUCCGCUGAAGGAACUGAGCUUUGCCUCGUUGAAGCAUUCCAAUCGGUUUGAAGGACUGCAUCAUAUCGUUCUGGAUCCGGAGAUUAUCGACUUCGAAGGGCAGGUUCUGGUGGAUACUUCGGACAACAUUGCGGCCACCGUUCAGAAGGAGGAAAUCCAGGCGGCCAAGGAUUCGUUCGUGGUCGCUCAGGAGCGAGCCGUUCCGGAAGAGAAGGUUGUUUUGCCAAAGGUCGGUCAGAAGAACAAUUUGAUCACUUCGGCCUUACCGUACGUGAACAAUGUCCCUCAUCUGGGGAACAUUAUCGGAUGCGUGCUCUCUGCGGACGUAUUUGCCCGGUAUUCACGCCUCUGUGGUUACAAUACGCUGUACAUCUGCGGUACGGAUGAGUACGGAACGGCCACGGAGACCAAAGCCUUGGCCGAGAAUCUUACGCCGAAGCAGAUUUGUGAUAAGUACUUCGAGAUCCACAACUCGAUCUACCGUUGGUUCGGUAUUGGGUUUGACUACUUCGGCAGGACGACCACCGCGGAGCAGACCCAGAUUGUGCAGGAUAUGUUUAAGGAUCUGUACGCCGGAGGGUUCAUCGAGACCCGUGCCGUUGAUCAGCUUUUGUGUCAGAAGUGCGAUCGCUAUCUGGCGGAUCGUUUCGUCGAGGGAACUUGCCCCUAUCCGGGAUGUGGCUAUGAAGAUGCCCGAGGCGAUCAGUGCGAUGCUUGCGGUAAGCUGAUCAAUGCUAUUGAGCUUGUUCGUCCGCGUUGUAAGGUUUGCAACACCUCUCCGAUCAUUCGCCAAUCGAGUCAGUUCUUCCUGGAUCUCCCGAAGAUCGAACCGAAACUGCGCGAAUGGGUUGACAAGGCUGAACACGGUUGGACCCACAAUGCUCGGGUUAUUACCCGGGCUUGGUUGAAGGAGGGUCUGAAGUCACGUUGCAUCACCCGAGAUCUGAAAUGGGGCAUUCCGGUUCCCUUGGAGGGAUACGAAGAUAAGGUGUUCUACGUGUGGUUCGACGCCCCGAUCGGUUACAUUUCAAUGACCAGUCGCUACAGCAAGGAAUGGAAGCAGUGGUGGCAACCUAGCGCUGAAACCAAGGUCGAUCUGUACCAAUUCAUGGCCAAGGAUAACGUCCCAUUCCAUUCGGUUAUGUUCCCAGCUAGUUUGAUCGGUAUUGACAAAGGUUACACGUUGGUUUCGCACAUCAUGGCCACGGAAUAUCUCAACUACGAAGAUGGCAAGUUCAGCAAGAGUCGUGGCGUUGGAGUUUUCGGUAACGACGCUCACGACACCGGAAUUCCGGCCGACGUGUGGCGUUUCUAUCUUUGUUCCUCCCGUCCGGAAGGCCAGGAUUCUAGCUUCAGCUGGAAUGAUCUCGCUGCCCGCAACAACAACGAACUGCUUAAGAACCUUGGCAAUUUCGUCAAUCGUGCUCUGGUAUUCUGCGAAAAGUACUUCGAUUCGAUCAUUCCUCCGAUGGUGCUGAAUGAGGAAGACUUCACUCUAUUGGCCUUGAUCAAUCGCGAUCUCAAGGGCUAUGUCCACCAAAUGGAAAAGGCCCGUUUACGGGAUGGCAUCCGUCACUUGCUGGGCAUCUCCCGCUAUGGCAACCAACUGAUGCAAGCCGAAGAACCGUGGGUCCUAGUCAAGGGAACGGACGACCAGAAGACCCGUGCCGGAACUGUCAUCGGAUUGUGCUGCAAUCUGGCCUGUGUCCUGGCCACCCUCAUUUUCCCAUUCAUGCCAUCCACGGCUCGCAAUCUCUACGCCCAGCUCAACGUUUCGUCUGGUCAAAUCGAAUCGGAGAAACCCCAGAUGCGCAUCUUCUUGCCAAGUGGCCACAAGAUCGGUAAGCCCGCAGUCCUGUUCAACAAGAUCGAUCAAGCCAAGAUCGACGAGCUGAAGAAGAAAUACGCUGGAGCCCAGCAGCAAGCACCCAAGGCAACCCCCGCUAAACCCGCCUCGAACAAGCUGUUCACCUCGUUGGUCGAAGCCCAGAAGGCCGUAGACGAGCAGGCCGCCAAGGUGCGCAAAAUUAAAUCCACCGGCGCGGACAAGAGCGUCUGGCAACCGGAAGUCAACAUUCUGCUCGAGCUCAAAAAGCAGCUGCAAACGCUGAGUCAGCCCAGAACCUCCGAAAGCACUGCCCAACCAUCCCAGGCCGCACCCAGUGAUCCAGAGCCGGAAACGGUCCAAUCGCUGGAGGCCGAAAUUGCCAAACAGGGCGAGAAGGUUCGCACCCUCAAGGGAAAUGGCUCGGAAAAAUCCGUUUGGCAGCCGGAGGUCAGUGUGUUACUUGCGCUGAAAGAGAAGCUCGCCAAACUGACCGGGGUGGUCGCUCCGGCUCCCGGCGGCGGUGGUAAGAAGAAGAACAAGAAGUAGGAAUUUUUUGGAUUGCUCUAAGUACUGGCUGCCCAUUGGAGAAUAAUUAUUUAACCGAAUAAUCGAAGUAAGAAAGUAAUUGAAAAGGAUAAAAUAUGGAUUUUUUGCUUUGUAUCGCUUCUUCCGUCUUUCCGAUUAGCAUGUUUUGCACAAGAUCUAGAAUAUUUGGCGGGAAUAGAUAUACAAUGUGAAGAAACCGUAAAUUUAUUGUUAAUUGAUUUUGCAAAUUGAAUAAAAGAACUAUGAUGGAUACAAUA